AAACCUCCAGGAAAAUAAGUCUCCCCUCGCGUAAUCACGUAGUCCUUCGCCGCAUUGGGGCAAAGUAAUCCCUUCAUUUUCCUGAAGGUACUGGGAAUAAUAUUUCAUUCUUUUCCACACCGGAACAAUUUUAAAUGUUACUACGAUAAGAGAAGUUACCUAUGGGAAAGUGGCUAAGCGACUAGGUAAAGAGAAAGAAAGGACAUGAAAAUGAAGUGCUGCGGAGGAAUUUUUGUCAAGCUGUGAGACGACGAAUGCGGAGAGCGAAGGCGAUAGAGAGGGGCUGAGGGAAUUGUCCUCCGUGCAGGGGGCUUGCUUUAGGCCCCGGGACCCUGCCUGCCCCUGUCGUCCGCAGAGAGAUGGAAAGCUUGAUGCCUAGUUCUACCCUGCCAGCCCUUUUUGCAGAUGAAGAUGGCUCCAAGGAGAGUAAUGACUUGGCUACAACUGGGUUAACCCACCCAGAGGUUCCGUACAGUAGUGCCACUGCAUCAUCCACCAACAAUCCGGAGUUUGUGGAGGAUCUCUCCCAAGGUCAGCUGCUUCAGAAUGAGUCUUCAAAUACAGCAGAAGGCAAUGAACAGAGGCAUGAAGAUGAGCAAAGAAGUAAACGAGGAGGUUGGUCCAAAGGAAGAAAGAGAAAGAAACCUCUUCGAGACAGCAAUGCACCCAAAUCCCCCCUUACAGGAUAUGUUCGGUUCAUGAAUGAGCGUCGUGAACAGCUUCGUGCAAAGAGACCAGAAGUCCCAUUUCCAGAGAUCACAAGGAUGUUAGGCAAUGAAUGGAGUAAACUGCCUCCUGAGGAAAAACAACGCUAUCUUGAUGAAGCAGACAGAGAUAAGGAGCGUUACAUGAAGGAACUGGAGCAGUAUCAGAAAACUGAGGCCUAUAAGGUCUUCAGUAGGAAAACCCAGGACCGCCAGAAAGGCAAAUCUCAUAGGCAAGAUGCAGCUCGACAGGCCACUCACGAUCACGAGAAAGAAACAGAGGUAAAGGAGCGGUCUGUUUUUGACAUCCCUAUAUUUACAGAGGAAUUCCUGAACCACAGCAAAGCUCGGGAGGCAGAGCUUCGCCAGCUUCGCAAAUCCAACAUGGAGUUUGAGGAGAGGAAUGCAGCCUUGCAGAAGCAUGUGGAGAGCAUGCGCACAGCAGUGGAGAAGCUGGAGGUGGAUGUGAUCCAGGAGCGGAGCCGCAACACGGUCUUACAGCAGCACCUGGAGACCCUACGGCAGGUGUUGACCAGCAGCUUUGCCAGCAUGCCCUUGCCUGGAAGUGGAGAGACACCGACAGUGGACACCAUUGACUCAUAUAUGAACAGACUGCACAGUAUUAUUUUAGCUAAUCCCCAAGACAAUGAAAACUUCAUAGCUACAGUUCGAGAAGUUGUCAACAGGCUUGAUCGUUAGUGAAUGGUCUUAGAGCUCCAAGAUGUUCUGUAAGUGUUUUUAUUUGUGAGGAAUGAGAAGCCAUCCAUGGAAAUUGGAACUGAAUGGGGGCAGAGACAGAGUACAGAUCCCUUUGCCUGUGAAAGAAUUAUCAGUGAGUGACAUGCCUACACCCCAGGAAGCCAUAUGAGGGAGAGCAGAAGGGACACAUAUAUGGUAUAUGAACUUCCUAUGGAACUGUCCUUGUGUGAAGCUUUGAAAGUGUACCGUCACUCUCCCAGGUCUUCGGUUUCCUGUCAUUUCCACGUCUCUUAAAGUGGAUCUGCAUAUAACAGCUGACUAGGUGACCCUGAGGCUGACAUCCACUGCAGAAAGGAAGACUUCUCAUGGUUGCAGUUUUGAUUGGACCCUUUUAUCAGUGGAGCUCCCGUUUUCUUACCUAGCUGUCAUGUUUUUUAAAUGCCUUUGGGGCUUAUUUUUUGCUAGCCCCCACCAAGUUAUACAUCUCCAUUUUUCUCACCUCUGGGCUUUGUUGCUCAGCAGGGUUCUGAAGGAGAGUCUCUCUCAUUGGACAGGCCCAGUCUUCUCCCAUCAUUGUCCUGCUGUGACUCCAAAGAAAGGAGCUUCUUGUUGACAGUGCCCUGUGGAGGAAGGCUGUGUUUCCUAUCCACACGGUGCUCAGUGGGUGCCAGCCCUCUGAGUGGCUUUGUGAUUGCUGCCCUGAAGGAGAAUGCUCUUUCCUUCCUCCCUGGUACUGCCUGCUGUUUUCUAAGCAUCGCUCCUGCACAGACACGGAGUCCCAGCCCCAGCAAGGCUCUUCUGUUCCCAUCUGUUGGCACUGUCUUGUGGAGCAUUUUUGCAGAGGAAAGGUCACUAGUAAACAGAGGAGAAAAGGAAAGGGUAGUUUCUCAUUUGGUAUUUUUAAAAAGCCCAAAGUUUAAUGUAAGUGAAAACUGAGGGACUCCCUGUCUUCUUCAGGUGUAAUGAUUCAUGGAUAGGUAGAAACAUCACCCAGAAUAGUCUCUUGAGCUCACAGAAAGGGCACAGAAGAAUUCUGGUAUCUUUUGUCUCCUUCUGUAGCCAUUAACUCCUGAAUCUACAUGAAAAAGAUAGGUAUCCCUUCCUUCUCUCGCCUUAGUGAUUUUUUUUAAACAGCAAAGUGAAGAGGGGUUUCUGGUUCUUUCUGUGUGUUUUGUUUUGAGACGGGAUCUCUCCAUGUUGCCCAGGCUGCGGUGCAGUGGCUAUUCACAGGUGCGAUGAUAGCACACCACAGCCUUGAACUGGGCUCCAGUGAUCCUCCUGCCUCAGCCUCUUGAGCAUCUGGGACUACAGGUGCACACCACCACACCCAGCAGUUUCUGGUUCUUUUAACACCAAAAGGGAAGUGGGCUACGAUUCUCACCUCAGGGUUGUUGUGGGGUUAUUUCGAUUCUGGGGUUUUUUUGUUUUUGGUUUUUUGGGGGUUUUGAUGCCCUAGAGCACAAGGCCGAAGGUUGCCCCUGAGAUCUUUGGAACCAAAGCAGAGUGUGCCGAGCCCAUUGUCUAGGCACCAUGCCAUUGAAGGCAGAUAGACAGAAGUGUGACCCUUCUCGCAAUAUGCCCAAAAGUCAGGAUGUAAGGCAGAAACUCCCUGUCGUGUUUCUGCACUAUCCUAUCUUCUCAGUAUCUCCUUACCUGUUUUCUUUAUUAGUCCAAAAGGGGGAAAAGAAUCUUUUUUUAAAUGUCUUAUGUGAACACACAUCAAAUUUCCAUGCACUGAAGCCCAUAUACAACCACUUGGCAAUUUUAAGGCCCCAUCAUUACCUAGUGCUAUAAGCCUACCCAACUCUCCCACUUUUCUGUAUUUUCCUAUUUUCCUGCUUUCAUCUAUUCUUUCUGCCACUUCUUUUAGACUCCUUGCCUGCUAAGGCCUAGCUAGAACUCACUGUCUCUGGCAGAAGGACAUCCAAGGCCAGCUCUGGAAGUUUGUGUCUCCCUUCUGCCAGAUGCUUCCUGUCCUUUUGUCCUUCCUCUUAAUAUUUCUCUCUGUUUCUUUGUGUUCAAUUUUAUGCAGCUUCGUUAGCACUGCUUUUGUGACUGGGAAAAGCUGUAACUUGGUCCAAGAUAAUCAUUCUCCUGUCUCUAGGUAGGACACCUGACAAUGACUUGAAUCAUUUGCAUAUUCAGCAAUGCACAAGAUCUCAAGAGAGCCUACAAUAUGAAAUCAUUUUCACAAAAUAGCAGCUUGCUUUUGAAAUGCUGGCUCGCCCAGUAGCUACACAUCUGACUCUCUGGUGACUGGGCUUCAGCUGCCACAAGACCGUCAGGGUCUGUAGAGCAGGUCUGUGCUGCCUCCUCUCUCUGUGCUCAACGAGGAGGUGGUACUGAGGUUACAGACGAGCACAAUACCUAACUCAUGUUUCCCAAUACACUUGUAGAUGUUCCUGCACUUACAUGUUCUUCUCAAGAAAUAAGCUGUUGCCUAUUCAGUGUUACAGAUUUCUUUCUUUUUUAUUAAAACAUGGAGCAGCUGAGGAAAGGGAGACAAGGUGUUUUAUUUCUGACAAAUUUUAGAAAAAACUCGUGUACAUGUGUUUGGAACUGUUGAAAUGCCAAGUUUUCUGUACAAGUGUUUCUGUAAUUAAACGUUUAGAUUUUCUUUGUUUUUUAAGAAAUUGAUAUGCUUGCUUGACAUUUGUCCCAUUAAAACUUUUCUGUUGAAUUCA
This is a messenger RNA of Lemur catta (Ring-tailed lemur), 4087 nucleotides long. It is a transcript of the gene HMG20A, whose product is annotated as high mobility group 20A. Gene Ontology annotation, biological process: regulation of gene expression. The record is from RefSeq and is a predicted model, not a curated record. Lineage: Eukaryota; Metazoa; Chordata; Mammalia; Primates; Lemuridae. Gene Ontology annotation, cellular component: nucleus. The coding region runs from base 360 to 1403 and encodes 347 amino acids. The transcript is spliced from 10 exons.